AUGGCUAGAGAUAUGUUAAGUAUUCCAGCCACUAGUGCAGGCAGUGAGAGAACGUUCAGCACUGGAAAAGAUUGUUUUGGAAUUGCUAGGACGAGCCUUAAUCCCGAGACUGUUGAAGCCCUCAUCUGCUUGCGCUCAUGGUUUAAAGCCGUUAUAUUACCGCAUCAUAUUUUCUUUCUUGCAGAUGAAGAUCCCGAGAUGAAUAACUCAAACAAACUCCGUCUUCUUCCAUAUAUUCAGCAAGCAGCAACGUUCACUCCAAAUAUGAAUGCGGCCAACGACGCAAUCCUCCUGUUACCAAUCCGUCGGCUUCUACCAUCGCUGCCGCAUGAAGCAGCUCUUUCGCCAAGAGAACGUCCAGUAGUAUGCCGAAGAAUCAAUUUUUCGGAAGAUGAAUUAAAGAAUGUCGAUUGCUUAGACAAUUCAGGCAUGGACAAUCAGGAUCAGCCAAUUUACAAUCCGGUGGUAUUGUUAUCAACCAUUCCGCCGAGUGAAAUGGAAACUACAACCAUAUCUCUGAGUGAAAUGGAUGCUAAAACCAUUCCGCCGAGUGAAAUGGAAGCUAAAACCAUUCCGCCGAGUGAAAUGGAAGCUAAAACCGUACCGCCAAGUGAAAUGGAAGCUACAACCAUUCCGCCGAGUGAAGUAACUGCAAAGCAAGGUCAUCCAAGGGCAAGGCAAAUCCGUCACUCAAUCACAAGACGAUGUAACUCUCGCAAUGACUGGGUAGAUUUAUCAAGUUGGCAAUCAGAUGAAGUAGGUGGCCGUGCGGAAGAAAAAACCCUGUCAUUUAUGAAUUCCGAUAAACAAAAAAAAAAAUUAAGACAUGCAAAUUUACUUCAAUUGCUGAGAAGAGAGAGGGCACUACUCAAUAUUAUUUCAAAACUUAAAAUCUAAUAAACAACAUUACCUCUAUUGUUUUUUACAGACCGUGGUGGCCUUCUCUAUCCCACAGUUAAGUUUGUUUCAAGGCUGUGGACGGUGUAUCUAUUUGUAAAGGAGUGCCUUUGACAGAUGUCAAGCUCGACUUUCAUGUUGAAGGGCCUUGUUGAAUUCCUUCUGCCCCAUCUGGAGACAUGUAACACUUUUCUCUGUGAUAUCGCUCGUCCUGGUGAAAAUAAAAAAGC
Molecule: messenger RNA, 1127 nt
Organism: Daphnia magna
Lineage: Eukaryota; Metazoa; Arthropoda; Branchiopoda; Diplostraca; Daphniidae
Exons: 2
Coding region: 1-897 (298 amino acids)
Molecular function (GO): protein dimerization activity
Source: RefSeq, a predicted model, not a curated record